Cladophialophora immunda is the source of this 1565-nucleotide messenger RNA. RefSeq lists its product as uncharacterized. Gene Ontology annotation, molecular function: protein binding; structural molecule activity. The transcript has 4 exons. The record is from RefSeq and is a predicted model, not a curated record. The coding region runs from base 191 to 1153 and encodes 320 amino acids. Lineage: Eukaryota; Fungi; Ascomycota; Eurotiomycetes; Chaetothyriales; Herpotrichiellaceae. Gene Ontology annotation, cellular component: nuclear pore outer ring; COPII vesicle coat. Gene Ontology annotation, biological process: protein import into nucleus; positive regulation of TOR signaling; COPII-coated vesicle budding.
CAGAUCACGAAUUGCGAAUUUGCGCAAACACCAACUUAACCCCCAUCUUGAGUUCCCGCCUUACUCUCUGCUCCUCAGUCUCUACCCAUAUCACUGCUUCUUAGAUAUGCGGUAGUGCUAUCGUCCCUGUCCUCAUACUUUUCCCUUACUACGUAAACUCGGAAGCCCACUUGGAAGAGUUGACGUGGAAAUGGCGCAGGUCAUUGCGAACUCGGGCCAUGAUGAUAUGAUUCACGAUGCGGUCCUCGAUUACUAUGGCCGACGACUUGCGACCUGUUCAAGCGACAAGACUAUCAAGAUCUUUGAGAUUGAAGGCGACCAACACCGGUUAACAGAGACGUUGAAAGGCCACGAAGGCGCCGUCUGGUGCGUGUCCUGGGCCCAUCCGAAAUUCGGCACUUUGCUGGCCUCCUCCUCCUAUGACGGCCGCGUGCACAUCUACCGCGAAACGCCCUCACAACAAUCGCAGCCGGGCCAACAGUCACAGUCCUCAUGGACCCUCGUCUUCACGAGCACAUUCCACACCGCCUCGGUAAACAUGGUUUCUUGGGCACCACCGGACCUUGGCUGUCUGCUGGCGUGCGCCUCGUCGGACGGCAACGUCUCGGUCCUCGAGUUCCGCGACAACCAGUGGGGGCACAUCAUCUUCCCGGCGCACCCCAUGGGCGUGAACGCGGUGAGCUGGGCGCCGUCUGCCCCUCCGGGCGCCAUCACGCGGAAAGACCCCGGCACCGCGGGCAGUGGCGGGCUGGUCAAGCGGUUCGUCACGGGCGGGAGCGACAACAGCGUCAAGCUGUGGGAGUUCAACCCGCAGACUAGCACGUACGAGAACGUGCUGGUCCUGCCUAACGGACACGCCGACUGGGUCCGCGACGUCGCCUGGUCGCCCACCCUGCUCAGCAAGUCGUACAUCGCCAGCGCGAGCCAGGACAAGACCGUCAGGAUAUGGACGUGCACCAACAUGGGCUCCGGCGCCGGAAGCGUGGGGGACUGGACGCUGGCCAAGACGUUGGAGUUUGACGCCGUGACCUGGCGCGUGAGCUGGAGUCUGAGCGGGAACGUGCUCGCCGUCUCUGGGGGCGACAACAAGGUCACCCUCUGGAAGGAGGACUUGAAAGGCAACUGGGAGUUGGUCAGGGAGGUUACCGAGUAAGAGGUACCUAGGUCAUCGGGGUGGUGGUGGAAUGUCUUAGAAUCAAUGUCCGCCGUCCUUGAGCUGUGCGAUCUAGUGCCAGGGGAAAAAAGUUCCAGAGAUAUCAUGGAAAAGGCGACUCUACUGACGUUGUCUUCGGGGGCUUAAAGCUGUCCUUAGCGGAGAUCUCUAUGGCUUCCGAGCAAGCAUCUGAUACGCAAAAAAUAGGCGAUGAGAAGGCUUUGAUAGAUUAACUCACUAUCGAAGGCUCCUCCACGUCUGGACUAUACCGCAUGAUGCAUGUCAAAUUUCCCACCGGGCUGCGUGAACGAGGAACGGGUCGAGACAUGCAUAAACUGAGAGGAGUAACCGGCGCCAUUGUUAUUGUUAUUUUCUCUACUGCUCCUAUCGAUGCAGCGAAUAGCCCUUCCAC